This is a messenger RNA of Polychytrium aggregatum, 1495 nucleotides long. RefSeq lists its product as uncharacterized. The record is from RefSeq and is a predicted model, not a curated record. Lineage: Eukaryota; Fungi; Chytridiomycota; Chytridiomycetes; Polychytriales. Bases 75 to 1151 code for a protein of 358 amino acids. The transcript is spliced from 2 exons.
GUCGCUUGCAGCGCCAACACAAUCAAGGACGCGCUGUUGUGCCGCGGUUGGUGCGCACUGCAGCGGCUGUGUCGAUGUGCCUGUUUGGGCCGCGUCGUUGCGUGCCGAGCGCGUGUCCGGCCCGGCCACGUCAUCGCCGCGGCCUCCACGUCGCCCAGGGAUGUGGAGGCUGGCCCAGGGUGGGAAAGUCCUCACCGGGGCCGGGCCGGCAGUCCUCCACAUCACUCGUCGGAUGCCAUGCCACGGCAGGACGGUGCGUCCGAGCCCGGACAGCGCAUUCGAUCGAUGGAUGGGUCCCGGAGGCCCAGCCAGGAAGAGCAAAUCAGAACAACGGCACGGCAGCAAGGAUACGGCGCCAAACGAACCGAGGCACUUGGCAGGAUCCGGUGCAUUUCCCACGGUGGUCAGACAUAUUUCGCACGAUCAGAUGUAUUCUACACGCUGCUCUUCCGAGCAGGAGUCCAGGCUGUCUUGCCAAUACAGAGCCAGGGUCGCCGUCGUCGCCGAAGCUCUGCCUUGCCUUUGCGACUGGCUCGCAGCUACAAGUAUCUCAUCGAAAAGCCCAAGCGCUCAAACGUAUCGCACGACUUUUUCGCCGGCAUGGGCGGGAACGGUUGGUUGGUGUGCAGAACCCGCAUGAGCGGGCGUACGUCUUUGCCCUCGGUCUGCCACUCGCUGACCAAUUUGGCCGCAUAGUCGUCGAACUGCUCGUUUUCACGAUCCAUUUGGUUGAGCAGAGCAAGCUCCCGCACCAGCUCGCUGGCUUGCUUAGCCUUCUUGGUCUUCAUGUUCUCUUGCUGCAGGGAUCCCACAGGAUGAUGCGUCACCGAUUCGCAGUCAAGACAUCAAUGAUACCGUCGCAGGAAGCCAUGUUGUCAGUCACGAACUUUCAGACUCCUGAGGUGGAACUCUUGAAGCUUGUGGCAGGCAUCUUGGCGCCUCUGCUGCUUCACUUGGUUUUCAGCAAGCUGUUUGGCGUAUUUUUCUUCGAUUUCCAAUCGCGACCGCUUGUCCGCUUCCACUGCUUCGUCCUCACUCUUCUUCUUCAGCAUCAGCUGUGGAAAACCGCGUUUGUUCGAGUAGCCCAAGAAUAUCGCCGUCGCCGUCGGGUGCGACAUCACGACGACAGUUAUGCGAUUUCCAGAGUUUAGAUUCACCAUAUCGGCCCGAGAAGCACCUGUUGUGGUGCCUGUGACAGUUUUGCGGAAGAAUAGAUUCCUUCCGGCUUCCAUCUGACAAACCAUACUCUGGUUCCAGCGCGCCUCUAUCCAUUCGCACAAGUCACCCCACCCAGGCUCGUCUCACCUGUGCCAGACGGAACUCUUCAAUCUCCUUGAUCAUCUUGGCCGUCUUCUUCUUCCUUUCGAUUUCUUUCUGGAUCUGGCCACCCCAGUCCGCAUCGGCAUUCUUGGCAAUAAAUCCGUCAAUGCGCUGGUCCUUCUCUUUGGACAUUUCCUCCUGCUGACGAGCAACUUCCUCGAGCCGCUGCUGUCGG